UCCUCCUAGGACUUGAGAGAGACCUAGAAAUUGAUGGCAAUGAUAUGGCUUUCGGCUCCCUCGACACACACGGCUAGUGGGUCCUGCAGCCCCUCCCCACCAUGGAGUAUAUCCUCUUUGUGCUGUACUUCUCCUUUUUCCUCUGUCUCUGCGCCCUGGUGUGCCUCUACUUUUCUGGCUGCCAGGAGAUGACCUAUAAGCAUGACGGUGAGUGGCCAGCUUUGGGGGAUAGGUUGUGGCCAUGUGAAAGUAAGUGGCUAUGAUCGGGGAGCUCCUUCCUGUGACCACGAUUGUUGGGAAUGACACAGAUGAGGAGAGAGGAGGCUGAGAGAGGCUGGAGUCAGUUGAAGGGUUGUUUAUUUGGGGGGUGCCUCGCCUUUUCCUCUCCAUCCCAUGUGAUCU
Molecule: messenger RNA, 402 nt
Organism: Globicephala melas (long-finned pilot whale)
Lineage: Eukaryota; Metazoa; Chordata; Mammalia; Artiodactyla; Delphinidae
Source: RefSeq, a predicted model, not a curated record